Molecule: messenger RNA, 500 nt
Organism: Daldinia decipiens
Lineage: Eukaryota; Fungi; Ascomycota; Sordariomycetes; Xylariales; Hypoxylaceae
Exons: 2
Coding region: 45-266 (73 amino acids)
Source: RefSeq, a predicted model, not a curated record
UCCAUAGCCAAAUUCAACGCAGAGUCUAUUUCUAAACUGCAGACAUGUGCGACUACGAUGAAUUCUUAUUCGAAUGCAACCACUCUGUCUGCCGGUUGAAGUCUUACUGCCAUUUUGCGCGUAACGACCCGAAUCAUAUAUGUCUUGGAGUAAAGAAGCUUCGAGAUUCAUGGCUUCAGGAGGGACAGCUUUGCGAAGAAUGCAUCAGAAGCGGCCUGCGCUUCGUGGAUGGAAGGAUAUGGGCCCCCUCACAACGAGCACGGUGAAAUAGACGCAAACGUGAGGAAGAUGGCCCGAGUUACGCACGACAUACUACGCAUCUAGUUAGAUGUCGGAGAGUCUUCGUACAACGCUACGGGAAUAACGAGAAAUGACUACCACGGUCCAGAACGCGGGAUAGCUGCUCACAUGCAGCCCUGGAGAGUGUUGUUUCCAUUACUUGAGUAGAGGAUGACACGAGUCAGGAAGUUUUGUAUGUUGCUUACCACCCGUUACGAACU